Messenger RNA from Daldinia caldariorum, 2051 nucleotides. RefSeq lists its product as uncharacterized. The transcript is spliced from 9 exons. Lineage: Eukaryota; Fungi; Ascomycota; Sordariomycetes; Xylariales; Hypoxylaceae. Bases 435 to 1937 code for a protein of 500 amino acids. The record is from RefSeq and is a predicted model, not a curated record.
ACGUUAUGAGAAUUGCAGAAGCAGAUGUUCCUUUCCGCGGGCAAGAUUUCCCAUUGUUUCUAGAACUUAUCAGGUAUAACUAAGACAACUUCUUGGGUUUGAUUCUCGCUAAGUUGUCGAUUUCCCCCUCCCUCCCAUACGGCCAACUCUCUCAUGUGGAGUCGACGACGAUCUUCCGGGUACUUAUCAAAAACCGAGUAAUAAGAAUCUUAGUGUUCCCGAAACCAAAAUUAAUAUUGCUCGCUUUCUGCUGCCUUCUAAAAUUACCAUCAGCUACCAAUAUUGUCAGGCUUAGUGUGUAACCGAACCGAAUUCCGUGGUGGCUGUGGAGGAGAAACUGGACGGGUUAACUGCAACUUUUUUCUUUUCCUCUUCUUCUGCGGUGAGAUAUUCUGAUUACCUGCCAUCAUGAUACCAUAAGGGCCUCAUCAGCCAUGGAUUCGAUUCUACGCCGUAACGGAAUGCCAACCGCCAGGAUGGCGGCCCAACAGCUCGGCCCUCAGUUGCUCAAUGGCUGUUUUCUCGAGGCUGAUCGCGCCGAUAUUGUUGGUCUUAAUCUCCAAGGGCUACGAAAUUGUCUCCCGGAGCAGUUCCACGCCCACCUGAGCGGGGUCAUCGAAGAGAUCUAUAACACGAGCCGCUUGCUACGAGACCUUGCAGAGCAGGCCCAGAUUCACGUUUCCCAGUUGCCCGCAGUCUUCGACUACCUCAAUGUCAUCCUGCCGUGCCUCUGCAAAACGCUCCGAGAUAUCAUGUCGUUCUACGAGGACAAGUCGAUGAGCAAAGAGUAUCGAUGGAGAACCAUGUACUAUAAACUUGGUAACGAACUCCCUGGCACCACGCUGCCGGCUAGAUUUAUCAUGUAUAACCAGUUCCUGCGAUUGCUCCAGGAGCUUCUUACAAGGUCUCCAAAUUUCGAUCUGAAUGGAAUGGAAUCUUUGCGCCUCCGUAUUCUUCAACUACGCGCGGCUCGGAAGAUGCCCCCGCCCAGCCCUAUAAGAACGGAUCUGAUCAGACGAGAUGAAGCGCUCGAGUUCUGGAAUCGAGAGACAAAUUCGCAUUGGGCCGAGGCCAUCUUCACCCAACCCCUACCGUCUCGGAGGGAAUUCAAACAUCAAGGAAGCUCAGAUGCGUUCGGCCCGUUGCAGCAGCUCGGUCACCUCCCGCCGCUGCCGCGAGACGUCAAGAUCCUGGUCAAGAGAUCAUUCGAUAACGAUCGUAUCUCCGUCAUUUUCUUCCUGCAGCUGCGAGACCAGGCGCCGUCUCUCCUGAUCCGGUCCAAAGACACCAGCCGAAUCUGGGUGUCCGUCCUCGGCGUCCACGAGCUGUCUAUCCGGCGGGAGAGCGACUCGGUCCUGGUCCUCUCUCGAUGGAGUCGGUCGGAGCACAAAGCAAAGCCUUGGGCGAGCUUAUCGUUCCUGACCUGGGAAGAAAUGGUGCUUUUUUACUGCACGUUCUUGUGCCUAAGGGUCCGCAGCCAACUUACGCUCAACGUGAACCCCGAUGAAUACCGCCUCCACAGGGAGAGGCGUCUGUUCCAAGCUCAAAUUAUCGACGACGGUUACCGACAUGUUCUCAUGGUAUUCGAAGACAAGGCUACAGGUGGCUGCCGCCUCCACGCUGCCGAGUGGGAAGGCAAGCUACGAGCGUGUCCGAUAUGGACGGCAUUCAUUCCGCCGAACGUGUCUUCAUCCUGGCUCCUGCGCAAGUCGAGGCGCCACAUCUGGCUGCGCGACAUCCAGCCGUACGUGUUCUGGGAGAAAUACCGGCCCACGAACCAGCGCAAGGGCCGCUUCGGCGCCUUCGAGCUCGCCUUCGCCAACAGCGAGGCCGCCACCCGGUUCCAGGAGCUGUUCGCCUCGUCGCCCGACGUCUCCGCUGCGUCGGCCGCCCCGGAGUCUUCCGAGCAUAACGAUAGGGUCGACGAGGCUGCUUAGUGGGUGAACUGAUCUGGACGAAGGGGGGAGGGUAAUAAGGGGUAAAUAAACCCCUCCGGAGACGCAUGAUAUAAUACGUGUCGUGUCGUAUGAAUAACGGCACCCUCGAACCCC